Pyricularia oryzae 70-15 is the source of this 1484-nucleotide messenger RNA. Its product is annotated as allantoicase. The transcript has 2 exons. The record is from RefSeq and is a predicted model, not a curated record. Gene Ontology annotation, biological process: allantoin catabolic process. Bases 236 to 1309 code for a protein of 357 amino acids. NCBI's taxonomy places the organism in Eukaryota, Fungi, Ascomycota, Sordariomycetes, Magnaporthales, Pyriculariaceae. Gene Ontology annotation, molecular function: allantoicase activity.
CGCGCCGAUGCUAGAAUACUACUCUGUAUUGGUCUGGUGUUAUCAUGUACAGCUUCCACUGCUUUAUUAUCUCGUCUCUUCAUUUCCCCUCUGUCUUUGAAUACUUUAGUCGCAAAAGCCCCUUACCACUGUGGUCACGCGAGCAUACUGUACACACUUUCGCACCACCCCUCCCUCUCCAUACAUAGCUUCACUCACCUACCUCCCUGUGCAACUGCAUUGAAUUCUACUCAUAAUGGCGGACAAGAUCAGCUACAAGACAGAGAACGUUGCAGCGACGAGGGUAGCCUCGGAAGACAUCGACAAGACUUUCCGGUCAAUAUGCAUUGAUAUGGUAUCGGCGGCGCUGGGAGGCAAAGUCCUUGCCUUCUCAGACGAGUGGUUUGCUGAGGCAGCCAACCUUUUGACACCCACACCCCCUAUCCGACAGCCUGGAAAGAUGGUGUACACCGGAGCGUGGUAUGAUGGAUGGGAGACCAGGCGACACAACCAAGAACCGUUCGACUGGGUUGUAAUCCGCUUGGGCGUUGCCUCCGGUAGCGUGGAGGGAGUUGAGGUCGACACAGCGUUCUUCGCGGGAAAUCACGCUCCGGGAAUCUCUGUCGAGGGCUGCUUCAACCUCAACGACGAUGAGGUGGUGUCAUGGAAGGGUGAACGUGGCGGAUGGGAGACGAUCCUGGGAUACCAGGAGUGUGGACCUUCGCAGCGCUUCGGAUGGAUAUUAAACGAGCGACCGACGACCAAGCAGUACACCCACGUACGACUCAACAUGUACCCGGACGGUGGUAUCGCACGCUUCCGGCUCUUUGGCCACGCCCACCCAGUCUUCCCUGCCGACGUCAAUGCAGUCUUUGACCUGGCGGCUGCGCAAAAUGGCGGAGUGGCCAUCUCGUGCAACGAUCAGCAUUUCGGAACCAAAGACAACCUCCUCCUGCCGGGUCGCGGCAAGGACAUGGGUGACGGAUGGGAGACUUCGCGGUCCCGCACAAAGGGCCAUGAGGACUGGGCCAUCAUCAAACUGGGUGCGACUGGCUUCGUGGACCAUGUCGUCGUCGACACGGCCUUCUUCCGGGGCAACUUCCCGCAAAAGGUGCGCCUCGAGGCAUUCUCCGCCGCCGACGGGACUGCCGAUGUCGGACACGAUGCGGAGGGGUGGGCCGAACUUGUGGCUGCCAGCAAGUGUGGCCCGGAUCAGGAGCACGAGUUCCAGUCGCUCAUCAAGGACAAGCCAAUAACCCAUGUGAAGAUUGUCAUGAUCCCGGAUGGAGGCAUUAAGCGGGUGCGUGUGUUUGGAAGGAGAGCUACUUAGGGGUGCUGGCCUCGUAGACAGUACAACCAAAUAUGAUUCAUAUGACCCAAAAAUUAUAUCCUGUAGGCAAUUAUUACAUCCUACUCGCAGUAGGUACCUAGGUAUCUAUCAGUAGACAGACAUUGGCCGGCAGAUGUUAGGUACCUAGAAAAUUUCAGCAUGGAUAUCUAGGCCA